CCAUAAAAUUUGUGUAUUAGGCUUCAUCUUAUUUUAUUCGUCUGUUAUAAACAAUAAUAUCAUUUAAUAAUUCUUCAAAGUUUCAUUGUAUUACUCUUAUCUGUUAAUUUAAUUAAUUUAAAAGCUUUAAAAAAAAUAGAUCGAUAUUUCAAGCAUACUGUUAUAUCAUGAGGUUAGAAUGAUUGUACGUGAUGAAUAUAUAAAUUGAUAUGAUCAUUCCUUGUGUCUUUCUUUUCGUAUAAUAUACAUGAAACGAAUUCAUACGAAAAUGGACAAUUGUGACGAAUCACCUAACAAAUUAGCCCUUGUUGAACGAAAUUACAUGCCACAAGGUAUACAUUUGAUUGAUCCAAAUGCUGUAGCCAAAUCAUCGAAACAAGAUUUAGUUACACUAGCAAGGGAAAUACAAAAAGCUGAUAAUUACAUCAAAGCCAAUGCAUGCAAUAAGUUGCAAGUAAUCGCAGAACAAAUGAAAUUUCUUCAGAGACAAGCUGAAAAUAUUUUAUUAGAAGUUAAACAAAAUAUGAAGUUGCAUCAUGCUGCUUGUAAUUUUGUAAAACAUCCUGGUCAAAUAUACCAUUUAUAUGAACGCAAGUCAGGACAAUAUUAUUUUUCUAUGCUUAAUCCAGAAGAGUGGGGUAAUUCAGGUCCUUCUCAAACCUAUAAAGGUUCAUACAGAUUAGAACAGGAUCAUUCAUGGACACCUAUCUCUGAUGUUCAUACAAAAGACAAUGAAUUAAAUCUCUUUAGUAAAUUGCUUUCAAAUAAUGAAAUGUUAAAUAACAAUCUAGAUACACUUACUCUUAAUAUAAAUUCAAAAUAAAAAAUAUUGUUUUUAUUAUGAGGAUACCAAAUUUGUGACAAAAAAAUAUAUAAUAAAAUAUGAUCUUAUGUAAGUGUAAAUAUAUAUAUAUAUAAGUAUGUACAAAGAAUUAAAAAACAUAGUCAUCCAAUUCAACAAAGCAGGAUUUAUUUGAAACUUAUAUUAAAUAUAUGUAGUAUUCAAUGUUUUUCAUCUUUGAAUAAUUCUUUUUCUUUGCUUAAUAUAUUUUCAUUAAUUUCAGAUAUUAUCUACAUAAUUACAUAUGUAUACUAUCUUCAAUUGAAGUAUUCUAUACAUUAAUCACUUAUAUUCUUAACUAUUUUCUUUUUAUUAAUUCAGGUAUUAUCUUAAUGUCUGGUGUUUUCUAAUGUCGAAUAUUUGAAUAUAUUUGGUAAACUUCCAUAUUUUUCUAAAGGCAGUCAUUACAUUAUUUGCUUCAAUAAAGAGCAAUAUAAUAGUACAUAAAAAUUUUAUUUUAUACGGUAUCGAAAUAAUAAUGUCGUAAUUCCGAUCGGUAGCCUUAAUUCCGGAUAGAUUAUUGUUUGUGCAGUAAUUUCUCAUAUUUUAAUUUUUUGCAGUAUAUGCAAUAAAUUUUGUAAUAAAUACAACUGACAGCUACAUUAUACAAGAACAUUAUUAUUAAAGACAAAUAAAACUAUAUAAAGUAUUCACCAAAGAAUUAAUGGAAUUGUAAGAUUUUUGAAAAUGAUGUUAUUUUUAAAAAUGAACAAAACCUGAUUAAAAUGAUUAAAGUCACCAAUGCAGAAUAUGACGGCAUCUUUUUAUAUGUUCAACUUGUUCUGUACGUCAUGUUGUGUUUACUUUGUGUGCUGAAAAUAUUUAGAUCUUAUUUAAAUAUAUUAUAUUAUAUUAAUAUGCAAAGUAAUUAUUAAUAUUUUCUUAGUAUUAUAUCAUCAAUAAGCAAUAUAUCAUAAAGAUAAAUUAUAUAGUUCUUACAAGGUACUGGUAUCCUGAGAGGUUCUGUAUCUUUUAUAAUACAUUCGUGCGUUUGAUUAUGGAAAAGAUACUGUAUUAAAAGUUGUUUUUCUUCUCCAACACAUGGAUCAUAAAAUCCAGGUAACUGACUCUGUAAUAUUACGACCGAUGUAUUAUGAAUACUAAACAAUAAUUAGGAGUAAUUUGAA
Molecule: messenger RNA, 1968 nt
Organism: Vespula pensylvanica (western yellowjacket)
Lineage: Eukaryota; Metazoa; Arthropoda; Insecta; Hymenoptera; Vespidae
Exons: 4
Coding region: 248-823 (191 amino acids)
Source: RefSeq, a predicted model, not a curated record